UAGUCAGCUAGCGCGAGGCUGUGUAGGCUACUCAGCUGUUAAAGUGAACGACGUGGGAUCGUGUGACUGACUGCGCUCAAACAAACACAGGUAGGCAGACUACAGGGCCUAUUGAAAAUAAUUGUUUGGAAUAUAUUGGCAGCCUAUAAAGAAAUGUAUCUUUGUAUUUUGGCAUAAUGUUUCUCAUUCUUAACAAUGUGUUCAUAUUUUCUAUUCAUAAACAGUUUAAUUAAUUAGUGGCCUAAUUUUAUAUAUAUAUAUAUAUAUAUAUAAAAGCUAAUCUGGUUCUUUGGGUAGGUUAUCUAAACGUAAUUUUUCUAUAUUGAAAAGCGUUUGAAUUUGUUCAUUCAACAUGGUGAUUUUUUUUUUGUUGACUGUUCUUUAUCGAGGAUAUAAGUGCAUUAAAAUGGCUGGCCAUUGAGAGAAUACAAUCAGCCAUCAAAUGUUAUUUAAAGACUGACAAUCUAAUGAAACGACACCAAUUUGUUUUAAUAUCAGAUGCAUUUUCGUUCCCUCGAUGUCGAAAAUAUUAUUUUGUUUCUUUAGCGUUUCCUUCUGGUUUGAGUUUGCUGUGUUUGACUCGGUGCUGCCAACGCUAUACCAGUCAUGGCUGGCUUGUACAGCCUUUGUUACUGACAGCUCCGCUGUGCGCCAGGCAGUGCUUGGAGAACUUUGACAAACUGAUGUAAUGUUCGCAUUUGGAAAUUAAACGUAUAGACCUAUAGAAAUCAAAAUAAGCCUUUUCAGUUGAUCAAACGAUUGAGAUCAGAACGUAUGUAAUGCGUUGACAUUGUUCCCGUGCCAUUUGUAAUCCGUGGCUUUGUUACUAAGCCUUUCCCUAGCAGGGAAGCCGAAGCCAUUUUAAUCAAUGAACUCCUAUAGGAGAUCUACCCUUCAUUCGGCACCAAAUACAGUCCCCAUACAAACGCCUUUAGAAUUGUUAAAAUAUAGUUAAUGGGUCUAUUUGUAAAGGAGAAAAAUACCAAACACGAAAUGUUGUUAAAAUUAAAGGACAGUUUCUGUCAUGAGAAUUUAUUGUACAAAAUGGAAGAUGAAUCAUUCCUGCUGAGGAAUUCUCUUCUAUCCGCAUGUAGGCCUAUAUUGAGUUGCAUCACCAACACACGCACUAAAAAAUAUUUAUUCAAAUCACCUCAUCUCGGGUGUGCGGUUUGGCGGUGGAUGACAUGAGUAGCCUAAAUAUCUCUUCAAUUAACUGGCACAUCAUUUUCCACUUUGAAUUUAAAGUAGAAUUCAAUUUUUUUUUUUAUCCAGGCAGCAUUGCUAACAAAACAUCUUUUUUUAACCUACUUUUUAAACCACUGUAUGGGUCAGAAUGGGCUUACCAACAAAAUACGAUUAAACAAAUAAUUAACUGUACAAUAGCUUGAUGAGAAAAUAUUUCAAGGUGCAUUCCAUGACAUCUUCAUACAUACCACUAUACUUAUAUUAUGGGAAUAGCUGGACAUCUUGUCUUGAAAUACCUAAAUAUAAACUGGCAUAACAUUUGCCCAUCAUAGAAGGAUCAUUGUGAUGGCUCAAUAGUACCUGUGCAUUUGGGGUCCAGACUCCAGAGAGCAUUUCAUUGAGCUUUAAUGUCUGUCUUGUAGGAGCUGGUGGAAGAUAGAUAUUCUGGUGGUGCAAGAGAACAUCCACCACUUUUCAGGAUGGCCAAAGGUGACGCUCGUAAGCCGAAGGGCAAGAUGUCUGCCUAUGCCUACUUCGUUCAAACCUGCCGAGAAGAACACAAAAAUAAGAAUCCAGAGAUCCCAGUGAACUUUUCAGAGUUUUCCAAGAAGUGCUCCGGAAGAUGGAAGGUAGAGGAGCAACAUGAAAAGUUUAAGUAUUUCAGCGUGAAACGAUUUUGUCAUGAUCAUUAUUUUCAACAUAAUGGCACUAGGCUAGCAUGGUGCAGUCCUAUCCAUCCAUACACCAACUUAACAUUUUACUUGCCACUCUUGUUGUUGUUGUUUUUUCAGACAAUGUCUCCAAAGGAGAAGUCAAAGUUUGAGGACCAGGCCAAGCAGGACAAAGCUCGCUAUGAUUCGGAAAUGAUGAGCUAUGGUCCUCCUGGGAAGAGGGGCAAGAAGGCAAAGAAGGAUGCUAAUGCUCCAAAGAGACCUCCGUAUGUCUAUUCCUAAACACUGUCAUCAACUAUAGUAGUUAAAUUAACAUCAUUAUAUCUUGCACUGUUUCACUUGGCUGUCUUCAGAUUGAUUUUAAUUAGUUGUGCUUUUGAAGCAAUUUGUAUUUCAAGUGAAAUUGGUUUAUGCUGCUUAUUGUAGACAGUUCACAACGAUGUAUGAUUCAUUUUCAAGGCCUGCAACAAACAGGAAUGACUACAUCUCUUCUCUUACAGAUCGGGAUUCUUUGUUUUCUGUGCUGAGCAGCGCCCCAAGAUCAAAGCCCAACACCCAAGCUUUGGCAUUGGGGAUGUGGCCAAGAAGCUUGGAGAGAUGUGGAACAACUUGACAGACUCCAAUAAGCAGCCGUAUCUUGUCAAAGCCAACAAACUCAAGGAAAAAUACCAAAAGGUAACGCCAUUGAGGACUCUGUAUUUGUCUCAAAGGAAAUGUACAAUUUGAUUUGUACCACUAAGUGGUCUGACUGUGCUGUCAGACCCUAUAUGCAAGGAAUCACUAGAUAAAUAUUGCAAAACCUGUGGAUUUCGAGGGGUAGGAAAUAACUUGUUUUUAAGACACUUUUGCUUACGGUUUCUAGGAUGUGGCAGAUUACAAAGGAGGAAAAGUGGGUGGGGCAGGAGCCUCUAAAUCAAAGAAGGCUGAAGAUGAUGAUGAUGACGACGAGGAUGAUGAGGAAGAGGACGAAGAUGAUGAUGAUGAUGAUGAUGAAUAAUCAUCUUUGACAAAUAGAAAAUGGUAUUGUGAUUGGUUAAGACACUGGCUGGUGAGCAAACCCAUCUGUAGGGUUCAACUGUCCUAGAACAAAACAUCCAAUUGGUUUUGAAACUAUUUUCUCCCUGUAGUUACUUUCUGUUUGUCAUUUGGGUCUUUAACACCGUGCUGUCAGUGUUCUCUUGAUCUCUUUGUUUUUGUCAGUUGAACAAACAUAUUUAAAGCGAUAGCAUAAGAGUUCACACCCUUUAACUCCUAAAAGAUGUGUAAGGUGCCGUGUGUGUUACCAUAAGGGUGUUGAAAUAGAUUUUAUUUAAUUUUUCUGUUUUACUGGGUUGUGAAUUUCAUGGAAUUGUAAGUUUGCGUUUGAGGGACUUGAACCAGUGUUUCAUAUGUGUAUCUAGAGACACAAUCCAUAGACUUUAGGCAGAUGUCCAGUCCAACAACCAGGUAUUUACCAUUGCCUAUUAUGCCAACCAACUGUGUUUGAAGCAGGGCUGAUCCAUUUCACUGUGUUAUGGCUGAAAGGAAUGAUGAUUAAAUAUAUUUUUGUUGUUGUUGGGGGAAUGACUUUUUUUUUUUUUAGAUGUGAGGAUGUCUCCCUUUUGACCAAUGGUGACACUACAUCUGUUGGACAAGGUUGGUUUCUUUGCACCUGCAAUUUGUUUUGAAUGUUUAGGAUGCCGCUGAUUUAAAAUAAAAAUUUAAAUUUUUAUGUUCUGUGUGGAUCGAAAUUGAUUUCUUCCCUGCAUUGAAAUUACCACAAUUGCGCAAUGUAUUUUUUUUAAAUUGGGCCUUUUUCUUUAGCUGUAAAUGUAUUAAAGUUUAUGCAACAUUGUA
Coregonus sp. 'balchen' is the source of this 3692-nucleotide messenger RNA. The record is from the annotation of a GenBank genome assembly. NCBI's taxonomy places the organism in Eukaryota, Metazoa, Chordata, Actinopteri, Salmoniformes, Salmonidae.